Molecule: messenger RNA, 997 nt
Organism: Rhopalosiphum maidis (corn leaf aphid)
Lineage: Eukaryota; Metazoa; Arthropoda; Insecta; Hemiptera; Aphididae
Product: LYR motif-containing protein 2-like
Exons: 2
Coding region: 157-897 (246 amino acids)
Biological process (GO): DNA strand invasion; double-strand break repair via homologous recombination
Cellular component (GO): mitochondrion; centrosome; Rad51B-Rad51C-Rad51D-XRCC2 complex
Molecular function (GO): four-way junction DNA binding
Source: RefSeq, a predicted model, not a curated record
UUUACAAUUGGGUAAAAGACGAUUUCAAAAAAAAUAAAUUUGAAACAGAUGAGUAUUCUAUAAAAACUUUACACAAAUAUGGUGAAAAGUCACUGACCGAUCUAAAACUCAACUUGGCUCUUAGUAGUCCAAAAACUUCGUGAAAACAAGGUAAUUAUGGAAUUUAAAUCUCAAGCUGAAUCUGGUUUACAACUUUUAGAAAGGCUUGUAGCACGGCCAAUUAUUAAAAAUCUAACACCUCUAUUACCAGACGAAUUGACUAGCGAGACCAUAGAAAUAAUUGGAAAUGCAUCGACAGGAAAAACAUUAUUUUUGACCGAAUGUGUUGCUAAAUGCAUCAUUCCUCAAGAUUCUUAUGGCUUGGAUACAGGUGUGGUCUACAUUGAUCUAGAUGGACAAUUCAAUAUCACCAAACUAGUUAAAAUAAUUAAACGUUUAGUUAAAAAUGCUGAUGAUGAAUUAUUAAAAUUCUGUCUAAAUAAAUUAACAUUGAUCAAUUGUUUUGAUAGUCCAACUUUAUAUGUUACAUUUCAAAGAUUAAAACUGUUUCUUACUGAACAUUCUCAAGUGGGGUUAGUUAUUUUGGAUAGUGUUUCUGCAAACUAUUGGCAAGAUUCUGUAUGUGGUGGUGAAAAAUAUAUGGAUACAUAUGUAGAGAAAAUGAUAUCAUCAUUGAAAAUUUGUUUGGAAGAUUUUAAAGUACCUAUUAUGUUUACUAGACAAAGUUAUUUUCAGUCUAAACAAAGUGAUUCUUUAUUAGAUUUUGUAAAUCGUAAAAUUGAAUUCAAAAGGUUGGAUUCUGAUUUUUAUGCAACUGUAACAAGGAAAAAUGUAAACUUUUGUUAUAAAUUUGAUAUUAAUGAACAAGGAAUUGGCGAGUUUAAUUUACAACUGUAGCUAUAAAUAUACAUAUAUUUUUUAUAUUAUUGUAAAUUAGUAUUUUUUUUCUAUGUUAAAUAAUUCUAAAAUGAUUGAAUAAAAUUUCUAUUUCUUAAUA